Molecule: messenger RNA, 1511 nt
Organism: Sinocyclocheilus grahami
Lineage: Eukaryota; Metazoa; Chordata; Actinopteri; Cypriniformes; Cyprinidae
Gene: fank1
Product: fibronectin type III and ankyrin repeat domains 1
Exons: 9
Coding region: 12-890 (292 amino acids)
Biological process (GO): regulation of apoptotic process
Cellular component (GO): nucleus
Molecular function (GO): protein binding
Source: RefSeq, a predicted model, not a curated record
AUAACAUGUAGAUGUUAAACAGUUCUUGGUUAGUUGUGAAAAUCUGGCUGUAUUUUCUGGAUGUUUAUGGCCUGUUUAGAGGGUACAACACACGGUUCACGGUGGAGAAUCUAGAACCGAAGACCACCUACACGUUCAGACUGAAGGUCACGUGGCCGUCUGGUCAGCAGUGCUAUUACCCAUCAGUCUCUGCUUCUACAGAAAAGGAGCCUCUGAACGGGAGGAAUCUUCACAACGCAGUCCUCAGGAGUGAUGAGCUGGAGCUCUGUCGAGUGCUGCAGUCCAUAAAAGUCACAGUGGAUGUUCCUGACAAGUUGGACUUUACUCCUCUGAUGGUGGCGGUGAUGAAGGGCUUUACUAGUGGAGUUCAGAUUUUGGUCCGUCAUGGUGCAGAUGUCAACAAAAAAACCAACAGUGGCAAAGACAGCCUGAUGCUGGCAUGUUUCCACGGGCACCUGGAUGUGGUGCAGUUCCUGCGCAGCUGCGGGGCGUCCUGGAGCUCUCGGGACGGAUCGGGCUCCUGCGCUCUGCACUGGGCCGCAGCUGGAGGACACCUACCUGUCCUGCACCACCUCAUGCAGGACGGGUGUGAGGUCGAUGUGCGGGACGACGCCUCCUGGACGCCCCUCAUGAUCGUAUCGGUUAUGACCGGAGACACAGCUGUAGCUUCACUGUUAAUCACAGCUGGUGCUGAUGUUAAUGUACAGGACAGAGACGGGAAAACACCACUGAUGGUGGCUGUGCUGAAUAAUUAUGAGCAUCUAGUUAAAAUCCUGCUGGAUAGAGGAGCCGAUCCAAACAUUCAGAACCAGGCUGGCAUUAAUGCUGUGCAAAUGGCGCGCGCGUUUGAAAGGAAGAAUAUCAUCAGUCUGUUUGUGGAUAAGAAGUGAGAGAAAUGAGACAAACCACAUGUCGGUUUCAUAAACAACUUUACUAGCGCUGCCCUUUAUGCCGACCGUUAUUUGUGUGCUGCAGACAUCAACGUACAGUAUAUUAUUUCACAUUUUCUUGAUUAAUCAAAGAAUUAUCAUAAAAAAGCAGUUUACACCCGUGACACUGAAGAAAAUACGAAAAGUACGUUACAGGAGCAGAUUUACUGAGUGCGGAUACAACGUGAAUCAAAGUGAAUAAUAGUAAAUAAUAACUGAUUAAAACAAGCAAGGCAGUUAACCUAGAGACACGUGAUCAUCGUAUCAAGUCAGCGUCUAGAUCUGAACAGUCUCUGUGCGUACUGUAAUGCACUGUGUGGUUUAACACUGUAAAAAGGCAACGGGACAUUCGCGAUGUUUGCUAAUACAGUGAAUGAAGAUGAAUUUACAAUGUAAACACUGAGAUAUAAUGGCACUCAUAAGGUGUCAGAAUAAAGGCCUAAAAGACCCACGUUUGAGAUCAUAAAUGGCUCAGUGGCAACAAAUAAUAAAGUGAGAAAACUACAUUACAUACACACUGCAAAUGGAGAGCCAAAUUUGCAAAGUAUAUACAUUUUGCAUGAUUUCUUAUGAAAAUACACU